AUGGUUCUGGACAAGGACAACUGCAUUGCAAGAGACCACGACGACAGAGUGUGGCCCGCUUACGAGGAGCGCUGGAGCUCUCUCAAGAAAGAAUACCCCGGAAGACUGCUUAUUGUGAGCAACUCGGCAGGCACAAACGACGACGUGGACGGCCAGGCGCAACGGCUCGAAAAAAACACCGGGGUGCCUGUUCUGCGGCACUCCACCAAGAAGCCCGGGUGCUGGCCUGAGAUCGUGGCCUGGUUCGAGCAGCGCGGCGUGGAGCCGCACGAGAUCGCCGUCGUGGGCGACCGUCUGUUCACGGACAUCCUGAUGGCCAACAUGAUGGGCUCGUACGGGGUGUGGGUGCGCGAGGGGGUGCACCUCUCCUCCUCUGUGCUCUGCCGUUUUGAGCGCUUCCUGAAAAAAUAA
Ogataea parapolymorpha DL-1 is the source of this 411-nucleotide messenger RNA. RefSeq lists its product as uncharacterized. Lineage: Eukaryota; Fungi; Ascomycota; Pichiomycetes; Pichiales; Pichiaceae. Gene Ontology annotation, cellular component: mitochondrion. Gene Ontology annotation, molecular function: phosphatidylglycerophosphatase activity. The transcript has a single exon. Gene Ontology annotation, biological process: cardiolipin biosynthetic process. The coding region runs from base 1 to 411 and encodes 136 amino acids. The record is from RefSeq and is a predicted model, not a curated record.